AUGAACUGGACCAACACGACAGUUGCCAACUGCUGGUGUUCUGCAGCACUCUUUUCUUUCUCUGAACCUGGUUACGGUUACGGCACUCACGGCCACACCACCCACAGCGUUAGCUACGGCCACCCCACCUACGGAUACAUGCACGGCUACCCCUCCGUCAGCUACGGCCAUGCCGGCUAUAGCUGCGGCCACGGCUAUGGUUCAUACGGCCACGUGCACCGCCUCUACAAGCGUGAGGCUGAAGCUGAGCCCGGCUAUGGCCUUGGCCACAGAACCAGCUACAGCGUUAGUUACGGCCACCCCACCUACAGCGUCAGCUACCCCUCAUACGGCUAUGGUCACAGCUAUGGAUACGGCUUCCCGUCCUACGGCCACGCUUCAUAUGAGUAUCGUCAUGGUAUUCACAAACGCGAGGCUGACCCUGAGCCUGGAUACAUUAACAACUACCGUUACAGCUACGGCCUGCCCAGCUACGGCUACCGCACCUACGGCCACAGAACAUACGGUCAUUCCACCCACGGUUACUACCAUUAA
Scylla paramamosain (green mud crab) is the source of this 534-nucleotide messenger RNA. RefSeq names its product prisilkin-39-like. The record is from RefSeq and is a predicted model, not a curated record. Bases 1 to 534 code for a protein of 177 amino acids. NCBI's taxonomy places the organism in Eukaryota, Metazoa, Arthropoda, Malacostraca, Decapoda, Portunidae. The transcript is spliced from 2 exons.